AUGACCUCUGCAAUGCCCGCAAGAACCAAUUCUUCCGUAGAGGGUUCAAACGACGAUGAAGCUAAACCUUAUAUCAUUGCUUCAGAAAUCGGGAGGGGGAGCUUCGCCAUAGUAUACAAGGGCUACCAUGAAGAAACUCAUAAACAAGUCGCCAUCAAGACUGUUAAACGAGACAAACUCUCUGCGAAACUGUUUGAUAAUCUCCAGAGUGAAAUCCAGAUCCUGAAGCUUUCGUCUCACCGCCAUAUAACUCGAUUGAUUGACAUUGUUCAAUCCCAACACAACAUAUACUUAGUCAUGGAGUACUGUUCAGGUGGCGACCUCACCCAGUAUAUCAAGAAACGGGGUCGUGUCGAAACUUUGGAAUACAUACCGAGACCUGGAGCUGCCCCGCAGUACUACCCUCAUCCUAGAACUGGAGGUCUCGAUGAAAUUGUUGUACGCAGCUUUCUCCGUCAACUGGCCCGAGCUUUGAAAUUCCUUCGGCAACACACUCUCAUUCAUCGGGAUAUCAAGCCUCAGAAUCUGCUUCUGAGUCCCGCUUCUCUUGAAGAAAUGGCCCGUGGUCACCCACUCGGUGUUCCAAUCCUGAAAAUUGCAGACUUUGGAUUCGCUCGCUCGCUUCCCAAGACUAUGAUGGCUGAAACAUUAUGUGGAUCACCACUUUAUAUGGCCCCGGAAAUUCUUGGAUACAAGAAAUACGACGAGACAGCCGAUCUUUGGUCUGUAGGGGCCGUUCUUUACGAAAUGUCUGUCGGCAAACCACCAUUUCGUGCUCAGAAUCACAUUGAGCUGCUAAAGAAGAUCGAAAAAUCCAAAGGCAUCAAAUUUCCCGACGAGGAUCCCACUUCUUCUGCAGCCAAAAGUGGGGGAGGAGGAAGUGAAGCGCUUCCCGUCCCAAGUGACAUCAAGAAACUCAUCCGAAUGCUGCUUAAGCAAAAGCCUAUCGAGCGUGCAAGUUUCGACCAAUUCUUCGGAAGCACCGCAGUUGCCAAAAGCAAGUUCCCAAGGCAGAAGGCGGACGCAGAUUCAGAUGUAUUACCAGUGUCCUCGACGUUAAGCGGGGCUACGAGUACGGAAGGGAGCAGAAAUGAAGCAGAGCCGGAGAAAGGUGCCACUUGGCCUGUCAGACCUGUCACUCCCGAGUCUCACAAAGUAAUUCCUCCGGAAGUACUAGAUGAGAAGGCUAUGAUUCCUCCUAGUAAGUUCAAUUUCCGUCGGACGUCGACAUUGGGUGAACCGGGAAGCACUCCACCUUCAAAUGAUACAGCGACUCCGAGAGAACCGCCUUCGCGGCCACGGCUUGUAUCUAGACAGUCAUCAGCCAGCUCAAAUCGUAGUGCUCGUCCACGAAUACCCGCGUCGAGACCCCUUUCUAUUGACAGUCCCAUCAUACCUGGAGAAACUGACGAAGAUGGGCUAUUACGGCGAGAAUACGUACUUGUAGGAGACACUCGUGCAGUCGAGUUCAAUCGGGCAGUGGAUGAACUUGAGUCAAUACCGCGACGACCUCUGCAAGAACGACGCGUACUUCCUUCGCCUUCUUUAGAAGAUUAUCCCCCCUCACCCGUUAAUAAUCAAUCUCACGACAUAACCUUUCCUCCACCGCCCAGUGCUAUCUCUGCUCCCCCUCUGUCUUCUUCUCCGUCGAGUUUAGCUUCUCGCGCCGCUUCGCAUGCCCUGAACCGUGCACUUAGCUUAGCCUCCAAGAAGCUUUUUGGCACCACCCAGACCCAACAUCAUCGUAAAUCGUCUUCGACUCCAGUAACAACCAGACCACUAAGCUCGCCAUCUUCUCCAAGACGGCCCCAGAUUCUUCCGCUGGGUGCAGAGGAGCGCGAUCCUCUGGAGGAUGAUCUUCUCAGAGCUUUAGAGGAACUUGCUCAGAAAACGGAAGUUUUGACACAUUGGGCGGACGAGAUGUAUGACUAUGUCAAAGCGGUCCCACAGAGUGCGUACACAGUCUUCUAUCUGCUGCCCACGCUCACGCUCACUGUCAUAGAGCCUUUACCCGAUCCUAACAAAUUCAUCAAGCGUGAAGGUGAAGCGGAUAAAAUAGCCAGGAAGCGGAAACAUGCCGAUAUGGAGGCGGAAUACAACGCUGUAACAUGUGUUGCUGUAUACAUGCUCCUUAUGUCCUUUUCACAAAAAGGCAUCGAUAAGCUGCGAAAUUACCAAGAGCAUAUGAGCAUGCGGCAUCCAGAUGGCGAUUUUAUGGUCAGCGAAGGUUUCGAUGACGCCUUAUCAUGGUUCAAAGAUCAUUUUAUCAAGUGCAAUGAUCGCGCUGCCCUCGUCAAAACGUGGCUGCCGGCACAGUACGAUGGUCCCAAAAGUUGGCUCGACCAGUUAGUUUACGAUCGUGCAUUGCUAUUGAGUCGUACGGCUGCAAGGAAGGAACUGUUAGAUCAAGCUACUACUCCUGACGAAUGCGAGAAGUUGUACGAGGAGUCACUUUGGUGUUUAUAUGCACUGCAGGAUGACCUCCUUCAAACCGGUAAUCCAUUCAUGGCGGAAGAUCAGGCGACAAUCGCAACUUGGAUCAAAAGGACCAAGCUCCGCCUUUUCAGAUGUCGUGCGCGAAUGGCCAUGAAUGAUCGGGACCGACUCAAAGAUGCGCGCGCGGACCAGAAUCUUGCUGAUGUCGCUCGGAUUCCUGCUCCAUGGGAUGCUAAACCUUCAGCCAAGGUCAACACCCCGUCGUGA
This is a messenger RNA of Lentinula edodes (shiitake mushroom), 2703 nucleotides long. RefSeq names its product kinase-like domain-containing protein. The record is from RefSeq and is a predicted model, not a curated record. Lineage: Eukaryota; Fungi; Basidiomycota; Agaricomycetes; Agaricales; Omphalotaceae. Gene Ontology annotation, cellular component: autophagosome; cytoplasm. The transcript is spliced from 9 exons. Gene Ontology annotation, molecular function: protein serine/threonine kinase activity; ATP binding. Gene Ontology annotation, biological process: peptidyl-serine phosphorylation; protein autophosphorylation; autophagosome organization. Bases 1 to 2703 code for a protein of 900 amino acids.